Neoarthrinium moseri is the source of this 3120-nucleotide messenger RNA. RefSeq lists its product as uncharacterized. The record is from RefSeq and is a predicted model, not a curated record. Lineage: Eukaryota; Fungi; Ascomycota; Sordariomycetes; Amphisphaeriales; Apiosporaceae. The transcript has 6 exons. Bases 1 to 3120 code for a protein of 1039 amino acids.
AUGUCGUACCACGAGAGGGAGUAUCGUCAUACUCGGUACAAGGACGACUCAUCGGACGAUGAGAAGUUCAAGAGCACGACGGUGCGUCGCUACAAGGUCGGUGGCGGCGGCAGCAGCGGCGUCGGAUCAACGGCUCGCGUAGAGCGUAUCGAACGCUACGAGGAUUAUGACGACGACCGACGAUCUAGAUACUCUUACAGAGAUGACCUCCGCGACUCGCACUCUCAUGUUGGGCGUACGUCUGGCGACAUUGUCGAGGUCGAUAAGCGCGUAGAAAAGACCUACCUCCCCGAACGCCCGAAAUCUGCUUUCGACCCUCCCGUGCAGCGCACUGUCGUGGAGAAGCGGGUCGUGGAACGCGAGGGCUCCGACCUCCGUGACCGCGAUCGCGACGACAGGUACCGUGUCAUAGAAAGGGAGAUCGACUAUGGCCGCGAGCCUGAACGGCGCGAUAGAGUCAUCGAGAGGGAGCGAGAGGUUGAGUACUCCCGGGAGCCUGAGCGCCGAGACCGCGUGGUCCGGGAGACUCGGGAAACGGUUGAACGGGACGCUCCGUUGUCUCCUCGCGACCGGGACUGGGACCGUCGCUCUCGCGCCACUUGGGAUGACCGCGACGAGGUAAAGGUCGAGAAGCGGGUUGAGCGCAGGACAGAGGACCACGAUGGCCACGUCGACGAUGUACGGGUCGAGAAGCGCGUGGAGCGCAGAUCUGACGAUCAUGUCGACGAUGUCAAGAUUGAGAAGCGCAUCGAACGAUACCACGAUGAUGACCACCACCAUCACGAGCAUCACCACAGCCACAGCGGUGAUAUCGAGCGCUACAGGAAGGAGACCGAGUACUAUUCCCCAGCGGAACCAGCACCUCAGCCCAUUGUCAUCCGCCAGAGGGCUCCGGAGCCCCAACAAAUCAUCGUGCAAGAGGCGCCUGCUCCGCCCCCUGUGGUUAUCGACAGGCAGCCAGACCCUGGUUACAUCGUUCUGAGGGAGAACAACCGCGAGGUCGCUCGUCGUGAUCCUCGAGAGGAUGAGUACUACUACCGCCGCGAGGAGCGCCGUGAUGAUAACUAUGCAAUGGAGCGCUAUGACCGCCGCCGCCGAGACUACCCGUCAGAUGACGAAGAUGUUUAUGUCAAGAGGACGGUGAUCCGCCGCGAACGCAGUACCAGUUCCGACCACCACAAGAAAAGACACUUGGCAGAGGGCGCACUCGCAGGCGCAGGCCUGUCGGCACUUGUAUCGAGUCGCCGAGGACGAGACGGAGAACUGCCGGAACACCGAGGAAAGAAGGUCCUCGCCGGCGCUGCCCUCGGAGCUCUGGGCACCGAGGUCAUCCGGAGGGCCCGGAGCGCCUACGAGGAUCGAUAUGGUGAAGAGGAUGACUAUGACAGCCGACACCGUGCACGUUCCAAGUCGCGAUCGAGACUCACAACCGGCCUUGCUAUCGGCGCUGCUGCUCUUGCUGUUGCAGGUGGCCUGAAAUAUAUGCAAAGCAACAAGAUAGAAAAGGAAGAAGCCACCAGGGGCCGAAGCAGGCGCCGAUACUCGAAUGAUUCAUAUUCGGUUUCGCGGAGCCGCUCCAGAAGACGUAGCAAAUCCAACGUGGCCAAGGCAGCAGCAGCAACUGGUGCCAUUGCCGGUCUGGUGCAACAUUACCGCAGCAAAUCACGGGGAGGCUCCCGAAGCAAGUCGCGGUUGAGAACAGGAGCCGAGAUAGCUGCAGCAAGUCUGUCAGGAGCAGCAGCAAGCAAGCUAUGGGAGCGCCACAAGGACAAGAAGGCGCGCGAGCACGGGAAAGAUGACGAAGAGUACUACUCCGACCGAAGCCGUCGAUACAGUGUCUCGCGCAGCCGCAGCCGCAGCAGGUCGAGGGCUCGAUCCCUCCACUCACGAGACGGCGCUAAUGGAGAGUUAGGCCUCGUUGAAUACGGCACAACUCCGCUGUCCCCUACAGGUUAUGAGUCGGCGAGUGAAGAGCGCCGCCACCGCCGUCGCCAUCGGUCAAGAUCACGGUCAGUAGACUCUGAUAAGGAUACCAAACGGAAGAGAAGUAAGAGCCGUUUGCGGGAGGCUGCCGCGGGUGUUCUUGGUGCCGGCGCUGCCGCAAUCGGUAUCAAGAAGUAUAACGACGCUAAGAAGGAACGCGACAAGUCGAGGGAACGACAGUCACGGGAGAGAUCUCCUGACAGAAGAGACUCGGAUGAGAGGAGAGCGGAGCGGAGGAGGGAUCGAAAGUCUCGCGAGCGGGAAAGGCGGCGCUACGAUGAAGAAGCAGAAACGGGCGGCUAUUACUCAGACUACGACCCUGAAGCACCUCCAUCUCCGCCGACCGCAUCUGGAGGAGCGUUCUACCCGCCAACCGCUAAUGGUGCUCCACCACCUGCAGGCCCUGCUCCCUUCACACAACAUCCCAACAAUUCGACUAUGAAUGUCAAUGCCUACCCUCCGUAUAACCCGCAAGACUAUGCCAAUUAUCCUCCGCCGCCAGGACCGCCACCGACUGGUCGCCACGCUAACCACCCGCCCAAUAACACUUACCCCCCUACCGGACCUGAGAAUAACGAACGCCCGGGUGGUGAUGGUGGAGGUCCGCAAGACUCCGCAGCUGACGCAGACAGCCAAGUGGUGCGCCAACGGCGCCCAAAUUUGCACCGGCGUCGUUCUGAUUCCGAUCCAUCCUCAAAUAGAGCUCAGCUCCAGCGUCGUAGGCGUCGGCGGAAUGAGUCCCCCUCGUCUGAUGUAGAUGAUGUCGAGGUUCUACCAGAUCGUUUCGAUUCAACGGGCCGGCCUCUAGAUCCCAGUGACCCGCGCCGUUGGCACAGUAGGAGAGGCGAUUUUGAGUACAGUCCGCGCAAUAGGAACGGCACUCACGUCCAAGGUAGCUGGGGAAUCCAGGGAACGGAUCCUGAGAUGGUGAACAGGAUGGCGCAGGGCGUGGGCAAUAUCCUACAAGGCCGACAGGGCUGGAUGGGUAUACUUGGCAAUGUGCUCACAAGUCUUCCGGGCCCUAGCGGUAGCGGUAGCGGUAGCGGGAGGGCGGCUCUUGAAGAUCAGAGGAGUGACGACGAUGAUAUUGACCGACGAAGACGGAGGCACCGGCGCAGGCGCGACGACGAUUCCUAG